Cuscuta europaea is the source of this 1355-nucleotide messenger RNA. Lineage: Eukaryota; Viridiplantae; Streptophyta; Magnoliopsida; Solanales; Convolvulaceae. The record is from the annotation of a GenBank genome assembly.
CAUCCUAUACACUCUCAAACACCCGCCUGCGUGGUGCAAUACACACAUUUCAAAUUCUGCAAGGCCAUUCAAAUCCUCAAACCCACACCCACUAGGCACUAGCAUGCCUGAGACCUCAAUUUUCCGUUUACAAUUUUUGGUGUAGAAGGUGGCAGUCUUGUUCUCAGACCCUGCGCUACUCCUUUCCUGAACGGGCUAAGACCAAAACACUAGGGUUAUUGGAUUCAGUCCCGAGAAUGGGAGACGGCCUUAAUAUUUUUGAGGUGAAUAAACUUAUCUUCUGGAGCAACGACCUCAUUCAGGUAUUCAAGAAUGGGGAAGAUGUCAAUACGUUGGAGCAACUAUCAGAGCACUCCCAUUUCCUUCAAUCGCAGUGUAAUGCUGAUUUUAACGACGCUCAGAGGUCCAUCGAGGCUUAUGAAAAGAAGCUAGUUGCGUGCAAACAAAAAACUGUGGAAGCAAUUUCUGAAGCAUCAAGUGAUGUUGAAGUAGAACCACUGCAGAAAGAGCUUGAAGAGGAGCUUCAAAGAAAAAGCACGUUGAUAGAAGAGCUGAGAGCUCUGUCUGAGGAAAUAAAUGAUUUAGAAUGUCAAAGAGGCUCCAUUGAGGACCGAAGGAAAUGCCUUAAACAGCUUGAGCGAGAUUUCUCUAGAGCAGAGAUGAAGUUAUCAUUGUUGGCCUCAGUUACAAACAUUGUUCCAAGCUUGGAUGAUCAGUCAAAAAUAUCUGGCUGUAUCCUUAUUGAAAAUUUGAAGAAUGGAGUAUAUUUUUAUUCUUAUUUUCCUUUCUUGCCUUGUUUCAUAGUCCUUCACUCGGCAUAGAUAUUGUCAAGAGGGAUAAGUUGUUAGACAAUUUUGACUUUGAUCCUAAAAAGAUGUCUGAGUUUGAAAUCUGUAACCACAUUUGGAAGAUCAUAAGCUCCUGACACAGUGACACAGCAACAGGGAAACAUCAUGUUCGAGAAAAAAUGUUUGAAGAGUUUCCAAAUGCAAGAACAAUAUGUCUCGAAAGCUUCACGUAUCACAGCAUUGUACUUUCUUGAGCAUAGUUUUAUGUCACGGUGUGGCAAAGCAUCUUUAAAUUGCCACAGCAAUUCUAUUUUUUAUUGUGACUACCUGUUGUACUAAUGCAAUGUCACUUAUGGUUGUCCCUUUUUUAUCCUCUUAGAAGUACAUGUUUCUCUGAAUUCGAAAUAAUAUUGAAUAUAGUUUUGUAGUUUGUCCUUUUCAAUUCUUGAAUAACUUUAUCUCUAAAAAUUUGUUGAAAUUCACAGUUAUACCAUGAACCAUUUAAUUGGGUUUGUUUGUACCCCAUGCAUUGUGGUUGAAUUGUAUUCGAUUCUACCAUUUUCUAAU